Messenger RNA from Spea bombifrons (plains spadefoot toad), 3088 nucleotides. It is a transcript of the gene FSTL4, whose product is annotated as follistatin like 4. The record is from RefSeq and is a predicted model, not a curated record. The transcript has 15 exons. Lineage: Eukaryota; Metazoa; Chordata; Amphibia; Anura; Pelobatidae. Gene Ontology annotation, biological process: cell differentiation; regulation of BMP signaling pathway; multicellular organism development. The coding region runs from base 1 to 2487 and encodes 828 amino acids. Gene Ontology annotation, molecular function: calcium ion binding; protein binding.
AUGGACCUUGUCUGGGGCUCUGAAACAACCUCAAGGUUUGAGGCUUUCCGAGCCUUAAGGCCAGAGGUACCAAGCUUGCCCUCUCUCUCACAGGCAAAUAAAAACAUCAAACUUGCAAAAAGACAAGCAAAUUAUAACCAAGACAGUAUAACCUCCCCUUGUGAAAAGACAUACUGUGGCCAAGGAAGAAGAUGUGUUGUCAGUUUAAAAUCUGGACUACCGGAAUGUGUUUGUGUGGAAAAAUGCAAGCAUCACUAUAUGCCAAUAUGUGGAUCAGAUGGAAAGUUUUAUAGAAAUCACUGUGAACUUCAUCGGUCUUCCUGCUUAUAUAGAAAGAAAAUCUACAUCAUCCAUAGCAAAGAAUGUUUCUUCAAAGGUGACAGCUGUACUAUGGCUGACUAUACCCGGCUUAAAAAGAUUCUACUUGAUCUUCAGACAAAUCAAAAUAAUCUACAAAGUGGUCAUCAGGAAGAUAAAAUAUCUCAAAAACGAGCACUAGUAGAAGACAUGUUUAACUGUAUGGAUGUAAACAGUGAUGGUCAUUUAGACCGCUCCGAACUGGCUCAGCACACAAAACAGGUGGAGUUGGAAGACCACUUCUUGGAUUGCACUGUAGGAGAUCUGCUUCGAUUUGAUGACUACAACAUUGAUGGCUAUCUAACACUCCCAGAGCUCUUUACUGCGUUCCAAGUCAUCCAGCUCACCCUUGAUAACGAUAAGAAAGUCAGUGUAACAACCGUAACGGUUGGGUUAAGUACAGUCUUGACUUGUGCAAUUCAUGGAACCUUACGCCCUCCAAUCAUAUGGAAACGAAAUGGGGUUAUAUUAAACUUCCUAGAUCUGGAAGAUAUAAAUGAUUUUGGAGAAGACAAUGCUUUAUAUAUUACAAAAGUAACAACCAUUCACAUUGGAAAUUACACAUGCCAUGCUUAUGGCUAUGAGGACCUGUACCAGACCCACAUCCUUCAGGUGAAUGUGCCUCCUGUUAUAAGGGUGUAUCCAGAAACUCAAGCUCAGGAACCUGGAGUAUCUGCAAGUCUAAAAUGUCAUGCAGAGGGUAUACCUACCCCUAAAAUUACGUGGCUAAAAAAUGGUAUGGACAUAAUGCCAAAGUUAUCAAAACAACUUUCAUUAAUAGCAAAUGGAAGUGAGCUUCAUAUUCCCAGUGUCCGCUAUGAAGACACAGGAGCCUACACAUGUAUUGCUAAAAAUGAAGUCGGGGUGGAUGAAGACAUAUCUUCUCUCUUUGUAGAAGAUUCUGCCAGGAAAACCCUUGCAAACAUUCUUUGGAGAGAAGAAGGCCUGAGUGUGGGGAACAUGUUUUAUGUUUUUUCUGAUGAUGGAAUCACAAUAAUUCAGCCAAGAGAAUGUGAGAUUCGCAGGCAAAUCAAGCCCAGUGAGAAAAUCCUUUCAAAUUACGAACAGAUGUGUCAAAAAGCUGAAGGUGAACAUCAGUCAUGCUUGUGGUCUUCAGCUAUCAACGUGAGGGACAAGUAUAUUUACGCCACACAGCCAAAACUAAACAGGGUUUUGAUGAUUGACAUCCAAAUGCAAAAAAUAAAAAAGUCUAUAGAUGUUGACCCUUUUCCAGCCAAAUUACUUUAUGACAAAUCGCAUGACCAAGUGUGGAUACUUAGCUGGGGCGAUAUAAAUAAAUCACAUCCCACAUUACAGGUCCUAUCGGAAGCAAGUACAGGAGAAAACCAACAUAUUAUCCGCACAUACUUCGAAGAAGUGGAUGAUAUUUUUAUUCCUCCGACCAAUCUAAUUAUUAACCAUAUUAGGUUUGGCUUCAUCUACAACAAAUCCCAGGCAGCAAUUCACAAAAUUGACCUUGAAACUGUGACAAUUAUAAAGACCAUCAGCUUCAACAAUUACAGUUGUGUCCCGCAACACAUGGCUUAUUCCCACUUGGGUGGCUAUUAUUUUGUGCAGUGUAAACAGAACAAAUCCUUAGCUGCAAUACCUCAGGUAAUAAUUGACAGUGUUACAGAUACAGUCAUAGGGCCUAACAGCGAGGUAUCCGGGACACCCUACAUUUCCUCUGAUGGACAUUAUUUGGUCAGUACUGAUGACGUGAAUGGCCAGAUCAAAGUUCAAACUAUUACUUUUCAAGGAGAAAUUAAGUUGAUCUAUGAACUGCAAACAAGCAUUCUUGUUUCUGAUGUGACAUUUCAGUCAUCCUUCAGUGAGGGUAAUCAAUAUUAUGUCUAUGCUACAUCACUUUUGGAAGCAGAUGUCUUUUUUGUUGAACUGUCUUCUGGAAGGACAGACCUGCUGAAAAAUCUCAAAAAUCCAGUAGCACAAAAAGACUGGCCCUGGAAUAAGAAAAACAGAAUUAUAAAAGGAAGCGGUUUAUUUGGACAAUAUAUGUUAACACCAGCUGAGGAUUCCAUCUUUAUAAUCAAUGGGAGGCAAAGUAUAUUACACUGCGAGGUCUCAGGAAUCAAGCGGGGAAACACAGUCGUUUGGGUGGGAGAAGUAUGAAAAAGCAAGACUUUCAGCCUCCAUGGAACUUUAUGCUGUCCAUUAUAGCAGCAAACUUGUAUAUUUUUACAUUGAAGAGAACUUCAUGGUGCAACACCGGUCAAGAGCUUGCAAAUUUUAUAGUAACUUCUAAUAGGAGGAUUUUUUAGUAUAAUUUAAAUUGUUUUUGCCUUAUGUUGUUAAAAAAAUAAUAAUGUCACAUACAUACAAAGGGUUUACAAUCAUUGCAGUUAAAGCUCAGUCUGAGGACUGAAUAUUUACAUCUACAUAUGUUCAUGCAUACAUACAAUUAAACUCCAUCCUAUAUAAAAGUGUAGUCCACGACACUUCUGACAGCUCUGAUAUAAUUGGGCAAUUAUUGCAUGAGAUUAUUAUAGAAAUAAUUUUAUUCUGCUAAGAAAAGCUGCAAAAUUAAAGAUAUGUCUCUCUAAAUACCUGGAAACACACAGAGGUACUAUCUUUAAGCAGCUUGCGAAUUGGCUAUUUAGAGUACACAAACAUGGAUUAGUACACCAAAAAUUGGAUUGUUUUUCUUAUCGCAAUAUUUUGCUUUAGUUUCUGUUGGCUAAAUUUUUUUGACUCACAAGUAAACAAGUAGCAA